AUGGCCCUCUCCAGCAAACUCAAGAAGAAGGAGGAGAAACUGCUCAAGGUUGUCUACAGUGUUGCGCGCAAGUUUGAGCUCCACGUGUUGCGAGAGGCCGAGGAGGGUCAACUCCGAGAUUGUAGGAUGACUUCUUCCUGCUACGACAAAGACGGGAAGAAGCACUCUCAGGACGACUUGGAUAACUACAUCCGUACCGCCUCCCAAGUCUUCAACAUCGUCGUCGCUGAGACCAAGGUGCCACUUUCAGUUCAAGUAACGGCCCGCCCGAUCGGUGGAAACGUCACGGAGCAUGUUCUCAAAGUCGCACAGGAGGCUCUCGAUUUCCUGAAGACCAUGAAGUCACAAGGUGCCGACCCCACGCCCGCCGACGCGGCUCCCACAUCCGCCGAGGAUACCCAAGCUCCCGAUGCCACACCACCCGAUACCACCACCUCGCCCCCCGAUGCCACCACCUCGUCGUCGCCUGAUCCCAACCCCUUCUCGUCACCUAAAGAGACGGUCUAA
This is a messenger RNA of Vanrija pseudolonga, 507 nucleotides long. RefSeq lists its product as uncharacterized. The record is from RefSeq and is a predicted model, not a curated record. The transcript has a single exon. NCBI's taxonomy places the organism in Eukaryota, Fungi, Basidiomycota, Tremellomycetes, Trichosporonales, Trichosporonaceae. The coding region runs from base 1 to 507 and encodes 168 amino acids.